AUGAGAAAUAGGCCAAGAUGUUGCUGUGAUGAAGUACUUGAAAUCAAGAAAGGACCUUGGACUCCUGAAGAAGACCAUCUUUUAGCAUCUUAUAUAAAACAACACGGACCAGCGAAUUGGAGAUCAGUACCAACUAAUGCAGGUUUGCUAAGAUGCAGCAAAAGUUGCAGGUUGAGAUGGACUAAUUACUUAAGACCGGAAAUCAAAAGAGGAAACUUCACUGAACUCGAAGAAAAGAUGAUUAUAAGUCUUCAAAGUUUAUGGGGCAACAAAUGGGCGGCAAUGGCUUCACAUCUUCCACAAAGAACAGAUAAUGAUAUAAAGAAUUAUUGGAAUACACAUCUAAAGAAAAAACUGAUGAAGAAGUUUCAGUCGCAUCAUUCGGGAUCAUCUUCACCUAACUUUCAAUUUCUUAACAAAGAUUAUAGUAGUAAUAGUUUUAAUAGAACAAGAAACUUAGAAUGCGAUCAUCAUCUGAAUAUCCAUCAAACUUCGGCCUUAAAUAAGUUCAUUAAUAGUAUUACUAGUAGUAGUACUAGUACUCCCUCAUCUACUACUUAUGCUUCAAGCACAGGAAACAUCUCAAGACUCUUGGAAGGUUGGGUGAAAACUUCUCCUAACAAGUUGAGUAGUAGUAAACUCGAAUUAAAGACUAACCAAUCAGAAGGCAAAGUAGUACCCAGCGGCAGCAACAACUCCGAUAACAACAACCACAACACUAGCGACAAUAACCUUGAUGAUGAUGAGAUAUUCAUUAAGAAAGUUGAAGAACAAGAAACCCGCUAUGACGAUGAUGCUCAUCUCUCAAAUGAGGCAGAUUACUUUGAAUCUCUUUUAACAUUUGAGAAUACAAGUAAUGUGGCUUGUUGGGAGCAGAAAUCUUCUCCACAGUCAACUAAGAUUCAUGGGACAACAUCGGCAUCACCAGAGGAAGCUCAAACAACUACUACUACAACAACAACUACCACAAUCGAAGACAUGGUUGAUUCGAUCUUGGCGAGUGAUCACCAAAGGUUGAUCGAAGAUGAUCAAAACGAACCUCCAUUUUCUGUACUAGAGAAGUGGCUCCUGGAUGAAGCAACUCAACAGGUUCUUGAGGAAGAUCAUAUGGAGGAAUGUUCGAAUUGAUUAUCAUGUGGCGCGAUGUAGCUA
Molecule: messenger RNA, 1152 nt
Organism: Papaver somniferum (opium poppy)
Lineage: Eukaryota; Viridiplantae; Streptophyta; Magnoliopsida; Ranunculales; Papaveraceae
Product: transcription factor MYB30-like
Exons: 3
Coding region: 1-1128 (375 amino acids)
Biological process (GO): response to auxin
Source: RefSeq, a predicted model, not a curated record